This is a messenger RNA of Cylicocyclus nassatus, 1263 nucleotides long. Lineage: Eukaryota; Metazoa; Nematoda; Chromadorea; Rhabditida; Strongylidae. The record is from the annotation of a GenBank genome assembly.
UUUUCAGGUGACUACUCCGAAUUUUCGGUUGUUCCUUCGUAGAAAUGGCAUCUGCCCCACGCAAGCUACUUAGAAAUGCUGUCAGCCUUGUGAAUGUCACAACUAAAAGGAACUACGCCUUGCCACCUGACCCACUGGCCAGGUUCAAGGCGCUUGCCUCAGCCAACCCUGAGCCACCCCGUGUGCUCAUAACUGGCUCGCUUGGACAACUCGGACGUGGGCUGAACACGGUUUAUAAGUACAUGUAUGGAGAAGGAUGCGUCACCAUGACUGAUAUCGUCAAAUUACCUACGAACGCAGUUGAUGUCUCUGACUACGCCUAUCUGGAUGUUCUUAACAGAGAACGAAUUGAACAGAUGGUAGUAGACAAAGGAAUUGAUACGAUUGUGCAUUACUCAGCACUUCUCAGUGCCAUCGGUGAACAAAAUGUACCAUUAGCUCUGCAAGUCAACUGCCAUGGAGUAGAAAAUGUAUUGGAAGUAGCGAAGAGGCACAAUCUAAAAAUCUUCAUCCCGUCAACUAUUGGCGCUUUCGGCCCCACCACCCCUCCCGACAAUGUGCCAGAUGUCACUAUUCAAUGCCCCACAACCAUUUAUGGAGUGUCUAAGGUCUUCGCCGAAAGACUAGGAGAAUACUAUCAUCAUCGUUUCGGAGUUGAUUUCCGAAGUCUGCGCUUCCCAGGCAUUAUCUCAGCCACAAAGCCAGGAGGUGGAACUACAGAUUAUGCCAUCCAAAUCUUCUACGACGCCUUGGAGAAGGGAAAACAUACUUGCUAUUUGAAACCCGAUACACGAUUACCGAUGAUGUAUGAUACAGACUGCAUGGCUUCUGUAGUACAGUUCUUGGCUACUCCUGCUAAGUCGCUCACUCACAGAGUGUACAAUGUCACUGGAUUUUCUUUUACACCUGCGGAGAUAGCUGCUGCUAUCAAGAAGGUGAUGCCUCAUUUUGAGAUUGAAUAUGAGAUCUGCCCAAUUCGACAAGGAAUAGCUGACUCGUGGCCCAACUCACUGGAUGAUUCUGAAGCAAAGAAGGACUGGGGAUGGCAUAUCGAAUAUGGAAUGGACGAAAUGGUCGAAGUGAUGUUGGCACUGAUCCAACGAAAUGCCCAAGCUCAGGCUAAGCAAUCUACCGACACGCAGGCUGCAAAGCUUUAACUUGCCCGCUAGGCUUUCACUUAUACCAUAAAACCGGUUGCAAUUGACUUUAUGCCUUUAUUUAUGUGAUUUUGUAUCGUGGACAUAAACUUUAAUGUUUCCCCAU